Molecule: messenger RNA, 1136 nt
Organism: Paralichthys olivaceus (Japanese flounder)
Lineage: Eukaryota; Metazoa; Chordata; Actinopteri; Pleuronectiformes; Paralichthyidae
Source: RefSeq, a predicted model, not a curated record
CAAAGAUGCAACCCAGCAAUACAUUUGCAACAUUAGCAAAAUGCUGCAGGCACUCGGUCAAGCCCACCAGGACUUGAAGAGGGAGAACCACGAGCAUGCAGCCGAAAAUGCCCGUCUGAAGGGGCUGAAGACUGAAAAUCCUCAAUUGAAGGCUGAAAAGAACUGUCUGGGGGCUGGAAACUACAUGCUGAUGGGGCUGGAGAUAGAAAACAACUGGUUGAAGGAUGAAAACACCCGGCUGAAGACUGAAAACGCACGUUUUGAGGGGCUGGAGGCUGAAAACGCCUUUCUAAAAGGGGUGGAGGUAGAAAACACCCAGCUGAGGGCUGAAAACGCAUGUCUUAAGGAGCUGGAGGUAAAAAACACCCAGCUAACGGCUGAAAACGCCAGUCUGGAGGAGCUAAAGGCUGAAAAUAACCAUCUGAAAAUGCUGAAGGCUGAAAACCCCCAGUUGAAGGCUGAAAACAACCGUCUAGAGGAGCUGAAGGCUAACAACUACGGGCUGAUGGGGCUGGAGAAAGAAAACAACUGGUUGAAGGCUGAAAACACCCGGCUGAAGGCUGAAAACGCACAUCUUGAGAAGCUGAAGGCUGAAAUCGCCUGGCUAAAGGAGGUGGAGGUAGAAAACACAGAGCUGAAGGCCGAAAAGACCCGUAUGGAGGAGCUGGGGUUUGAAAGAUGGAGUCUUCUGCCUCACUUCUGAAAUCCAAAGACAACCUGACCAGCUUAGUUCAGCUUGUGGGGUCUGCAAAAGCCAGAGUGAAGGAGCUGGAGAAUGAGCUCAGAAACGGCAGCUUUAAAGUGAAAGAGGAAGAAAUCAUCUUCCUUAAUGUAAAUCUGAAGCUCAAACAGGCUAAGAACAAGAGAACUUGGAGGACAAACUGCGGCACUGCAUCCUCGAAAAUGAGGCCAGGUCCCAAAAAAUAGACUAGAUGCAAAAACAACUGAGAGACUCAGAUGAGAGGUGGUCCACCAAGUACGAGGAGAUGCUCGAAAAGGAAAUCAAGCUUAAGGACAUGAUAAAACUCAUGAUCCAGCAGAGCAUUGAGCGGGAGGAACAGAUCUUGAAGACCAAUAGCUACAAAUAGAGGGCCAAGAAGGAGAAAAACUAAAGGAAGAAGAGAAAGAGGGAGGAG